CAGUGCAGAGAGCGCAGUUGGCUGCUGACACACGGUAGGAGGGAGAUGGCACUUAAGGAAGAUUCCUACGUUCUGCUGAACGAUGGCAACAAGAUGCCAGUCAUUGGCUUUGGCACAUACGCUCCGCAGGGGGUUCCCAAGAAUCUGGCUGAAGAAGGUGUAAAAGUGGCCCUGGAAUCUGGCUAUCGGCACAUAGACUGCGCCUUGAUAUAUGGCAAUGAGGUCGAGGUGGGUCGAGCCAUCAGAGAGAAGAUCGCAGAUGGAACGGUGAAAAGGGAGGAUGUUUUCUACACCUCAAAGCUUUGGUCUACCUUCCAUGCUCCAGAUCAGGUCCGUCCAGCUCUAGAAAAGUCACUGAAGGAUCUGCAGCUGGAUUACAUUGAUCUUUACAUUAUCCACAGCCCUAUAGAGCUCAAGACUGGAAAUGAUCUCUUCCCUACUGACGAAAAUGGAAAAUUAAUCUACAAUAACACAGACAUCCGGGAAACAUGGAAGGCUUUGGAGGCGUGUAAAGAUGCCGGACUCGUUAAAUCCAUCGGAGUUUCCAAUUUCAACAGACGGCAGAUAGAAUUGAUCCUCAACAUGCCGGGACUCAAGUACAAACCUGUCUGCAAUCAGGUGGAGUGCCACAUCUACCUGAACCAAGGCAAGUUGCUGAAAUACCUCAAGUCACAGGAGAUCGUACUGGUGGGAUACAGCGUGCUGGGCUCCAGCCGGGAUGAGAAAUGGAUAGACCCCAACUCUCCUGUUCUGCUGGAGGAUCCAGCGCUAAAGGAAAUAGCAGAAAGGCUGGGAAAGACAACUGCUCAGGUGGCCAUGCGGUACCUGCUACAGAGAGGGAUUGUGGUCCUGGCAAAGAGUUACACACCAGCCAGAAUCCGACAGAAUCUUCAGGUAUUUGACUUCCAACUGAGUGAAGAAGACAUCAUGGCCCUGGAUGGCUUAAACAGAGACAUGCGUUAUAUAAAAACUCCACAGUGGGAGGACCAUCCGAAGUACCCAUUUCACGAUGAAUAUUGAAGAAUGAUGUCAUCAGGCUUUACUGCUG
Messenger RNA from Nanorana parkeri, 1048 nucleotides. RefSeq names its product aldo-keto reductase family 1 member C3-like. NCBI's taxonomy places the organism in Eukaryota, Metazoa, Chordata, Amphibia, Anura, Dicroglossidae. Gene Ontology annotation, biological process: steroid metabolic process. Gene Ontology annotation, molecular function: ketosteroid monooxygenase activity; aldose reductase (NADPH) activity; steroid dehydrogenase activity. Gene Ontology annotation, cellular component: cytosol. The coding region runs from base 46 to 1020 and encodes 324 amino acids. The transcript has 9 exons. The record is from RefSeq and is a predicted model, not a curated record.